CGGCCGGCCCCGGGCAAUCGGAGGUCCUACGUACCGCGGCCUGGCCGAAGAGCCCCCCUAGACAUCGCCCGCGCGCGCUCCCCGUGCUGCAGGAGCCCGCUCGCCGCGCCCGAGCCCUCCGGCCUUCGUCUCUCGGGUCUCUCCGUCUUCUCUCGGCCACCGAGGGAAGAAGGCGCCCUCUCCUUAGCGGGCCCGGAGCUGCAGAAGCAACGCGGGGCGCGGCCGAGGGGAGGAGAAAGGAGAGGGAGCGGAGUCGGCUCGGGCCUGGCGGUGACUCGCGGGGCUGCGCCUCCGCCAAUCUGCGGGCGCUGACGCGGGGGGCGGCUCCGCGGCUCUCCGAUAUCUGCCGGCCCGGGCGCGGGGCGCCGAGAGGCUCGGCCGCGCGGGCGCUGCGCUCCGGGGACGGCCGCUGCACCUGCCCGGGGACCUCCCCGGCCGCUCCGUGCGCCCCCAACCCCGAACCCGCCCCCUCCUUGUCCCCGCGGCCCUGCGCCCUGCUCCCCCUCCAGGUCCCCGCCUCCGGACCGCGGCGUGAGAGAGACGAGCCUUGCCCGAAGGAGCCGCCCCUUCUCCGCCUGGCCAGCCCGGCGCCUGGCGCGGCCCACGGAGCCGCGGAGGGGACUGCGCCGCGCCAUCUCCACCGCCACCCCCAGGCCGCCGCGCCCUGGCCUAGAUGGGCCGCAGCGUCGGGCCCCUGCGCGCCGGAUGAGCGCAGAGACCACAAGCCGGCCGCUGAGUGCGCGGGGCCUCACCCGGCUGCGCACCCAGCUCCGCGGACGAGGGCCGCUAGGCCCGGCCGCCGAGGGCGCGGCCACUCCGGAGAGGCGAGAGGGAACGGCCCCGAGAUGGCCCGGCGAGCGGGCUCUUUGGCGGUGGGCGCCCUACACGUGGUGCGGGCCGGGGAACAGCCCUGGAGCUGGUAGCUGUCCGACGCCAGAUGGACCUUGACCUGUGCCUGGGCACUGCGUUCGUGCCAAGCCAAGACUAGCCGGGGCACGGGCGGAGCGCGCUCUAGGAGGUCGCCCGGAGCCCAGGCCGCGCUCGCCGGCGCGGCCAUGAAGAUGAUCCUGGUGCGCAGGUUCCGCGUGCUCAUCCUGAUGGUGUUCCUGGUGGCCUGCGCGCUGCACAUCGUGCUGGACUUGCUGCCCAAACUGGAGCGGCGCGCCGUGCGGCCCUCGGGGGAACCCGGUUGCUCGUGCGCGCAACCCGCGGUCGAGGCGGCGGCGCCUGGCUGGGCCAAGGCGCGGGGCCGCCCCGGGGAGCCCCCGGCCGCCUCGUCCGCGGCUGGCGACGCAGGCUGGCCCAACAAACACACGCUGCGUAUCCUGCAGGACUUUAGCUCCGACCCUGCCUCCAACCUCACAUCCCACUCUCUGGAGAAACUGCUGGCCGCAGCCGAACCGGCCGAAGGCGCCUUGCAGGGGCAGGAGCCCGGCAGUCCCCGGCGCCGCGAUCCCGCGCACCGGCCACUGCUCCGAGAUCCUGGGCCCCGUCGGUCGGCGCCGCCCCCUGGCCCGAGCGGGGACAGCUCUCUCCUGGCUAGGCUGUUUGAACACCCACUCUACCAGGUGUCGGUUCCGCCGCUGACGGAGGACGACGUCCUCUUCAAUGUGAACAGCGACAUCAGGUUCAACCCCAAGGCGGCAGCUGAGAAUCCUGACUGGCCACGUGAAGGCACUGAAAAUGAAGAAUUCUUGCCCACGGGGGAGGUGGCAGUGGACUCCUACCCCAACUGGCUUAAGUUCCACAUCGGCAUUAACCGGUAUGAGCUCUACUCCAGACAUAACCCAGCAAUCGAAGCCCUCCUGCGUGACCUCGGUGCUCAGAAGAUAACCAGUGUCGCCAUGAAGUCGGGGGGCACGCAGCUCAAGCUCAUCAUGACGUUCCAGAAUUAUGGGCAAGCACUGUUCAAACCCAUGAAGCAAACGAGGGAGCAGGAGACACCCCCUGACUUCUUUUAUUUCUCUGACUAUGAGAGGCACAACGCAGAGAUCGCUGCCUUCCACCUGGACAGGAUCCUGGACUUCCGCCGGGUCCCCCCCGUGGCCGGCAGGAUGGUCAACAUGACGAAGGAGAUCCGGGAUGUGACGAGGGACAAGAAGCUGUGGAGGACCUUCUUCAUCUCCCCAGCCAACAACAUCUGCUUCUAUGGCGAGUGUUCCUACUACUGCUCCACGGAGCAUGCCCUGUGCGGGAAGCCGGACCAGAUAGAGGGCUCGCUGGCAGCCUUCCUGCCAGACCUGUCCCUGGCCAAGAGGAAGACGUGGCGGAACCCCUGGCGGCGCUCGUACCACAAGCGCAAGAAGGCAGAGUGGGAAGUGGACCCCGACUACUGUGAGGAGGUGAAGCAGACACCCCCCUAUGACAGCAGCCAUCGUGUCCUGGACAUCAUGGACAUGACCAUUUUUGACUUCCUCAUGGGGAACAUGGACCGCCAUCACUAUGAGACUUUUGAGAAGUUUGGGAACGAGACAUUUAUCAUCCACUUAGACAAUGGGAGAGGGUUUGGGAAACACUCCCACGAUGAGCUGUCCAUUCUGGUGCCUUUACAGCAAUGCUGCAGGGUCAGGAAGUCCACCUACCUUCGGUUGCAGCUCCUGGCCAAGGAGGAGUACCGGCUGAGCCUGAUGAUGGCGGAGUCCCUGCAGAAGGACCGGGUAGCCCCCGUCUUGUACCGGCCACAUCUAGAGGCCCUGGACCGGCGGCUGCGCAUCGUGCUGCAGGCCAUCAGGGACUGCGUGGAGAAGGAUGGGCCCCAUAGCGUGGUGGAGGAUGACCUGGACCCUGAGCACAGAGUCCCCCCCAGCAGGUAGUGACCAAGAGCCGCCGGCCUGCCAUGGAGGAAGGACAGGCGCACCCACGCUGUGAAUUCAGUGACUUCAGGAAGGACGGGCCACUCCUGGAGUCAGGAACCGCGGGAAUGUGAGCUCCUUCGGCAGUGGGUCCGACAGGACUCACUGUAUUCGCUUUCGAGACCGGAGAAGGUUGGGGAGGGGCGCUCUGUGCUCAUGGACGAGGCAGCCUGGCGGCAGGGUCAACCCACCCUUUUUGUAUGGAAAGAAAGCCUUUAUUUACUAUUUUGUAUUUAUACAUGGUGUCUAUGUAUAUAAAGAGUGACACCUCUGCAGACCCCAGACCACCUACCAAAUGCACACAUGGGGGCCGCGCCCCUGGGGCUGGACUGUCCCGCCAAGUGCACCCACACUCUGGACCUGACUUGAAACAAACUCCCAUCUCUCCUCCCUUCCGGCGGCCCUGCAGCCAGAUGGCUGACAGCCUCGGCUUGGGCACAGGAGGCUCCCAAUGGCGUCACAGGCUGGUUGACAGACAGACUCCUGGUUUCAGAGUGACGUCAACGACCACGUCUUCCAUUUCUCAGAGCCGCCCAGCAGCACCUGUGACUUCGCUUGGCGGCCGAGGGUGCUGCUCGUCUUCUGACUUUGCUUUGAUAGCUGGUGUAAAUACAUCACAUAGGCUCCUCCGAGGGCCUCAGCAACAGGCUUAAUUUUGCGGCAUUUUUGUGGAAUAGUUUGCAAUGUGGUAAAAGUGCAAUAAAACUAGAGCAAAUGUA
Molecule: messenger RNA, 3571 nt
Organism: Mirounga angustirostris (Northern elephant seal)
Lineage: Eukaryota; Metazoa; Chordata; Mammalia; Carnivora; Phocidae
Gene: FAM20C
Product: FAM20C golgi associated secretory pathway kinase
Exons: 10
Coding region: 1056-2813 (585 amino acids)
Biological process (GO): protein phosphorylation; enamel mineralization
Cellular component (GO): Golgi apparatus
Molecular function (GO): protein serine/threonine kinase activity
Source: RefSeq, a predicted model, not a curated record